CAUCUACAAUUUUGAAGACUAUUUUCGUAAUGUUAUUAUUUUUUUUAGUUAUUUCUCUCAAAUUAAACUAAUACUCAUGUUAAACCCUAAAUACGAGUGAGAGGCGUGAUGAUGGGUCAUGGGACGAGUCUGAAACGUGGCCCAAAGUGAUUGCCUUUAAAUUACUUUAUUAAAUCUCUUUUUUCACUCCCGUUAAAACCCAAAGCUUCCCAUUCUGCUGCUUUAUCGAUCAAGAGCAAUCAAUCCCAAGAGGAAACAAUCGUCAGCAACAACUACGCAUGGAUGAUUACAGGAAAUACAGUUAUGGGGACGAGGUUACUGUGGUUGAGGGACAGUAUUCAGGAAUGAAAGGACAGUAUGUUCAUCCAACGCAUGCCAUCAUCUUAGCUGAUGGAACGGUAAUUCAUGUGGAUCCAUGGGAUCUUUGUGCUGCAGUUGAUGCCACCUCAAACCUUGAUUCGCCUCUUAAACAACCGGAGGUUGGCAACUCUGUUCAUAUAGAAACAGGAAAUUACCAUGCCCAAACCGGGACAACUGACAGUCUUAUGGGGAAAAGGGAAACAAAAAAAAGAUCCCGGAAUGAGUAGUCGGUGGCUUUAAUGUUAGCUAUAAAUUAAUUUACAGUCUCUUUUUUUUCUCUUCACGUGUAAGGGAACAAUAGUGUAUCUCUUUGCCUUUAUGCAUUUUAAUGUGUAGUUUUAUUUGUUACUUAUAUUGCUAAAUACAAUAAUUAGCAAUAUAAUUCAUUUAUUUAUUUUUUACAAAGUAUAGUUUAUUGCUAUUAAACGCAUUUUUCCC
Messenger RNA from Lactuca saligna, 798 nucleotides. Lineage: Eukaryota; Viridiplantae; Streptophyta; Magnoliopsida; Asterales; Asteraceae. The record is from the annotation of a GenBank genome assembly.